Messenger RNA from Peronospora belbahrii, 426 nucleotides. The record is from the annotation of a GenBank genome assembly. Lineage: Eukaryota; Oomycota; Peronosporomycetes; Peronosporales; Peronosporaceae.
AUGCGUUAUGCUCUGAUCAAGUUCAGGGUAUAUUCACUCGGCGAGAAGAUGUUUUCAGUAUCAUACAGAUCACGCAUCACUGCGUACCGCAAGUCGAACUUCGUGGUGUUUUACAAGCCCGGAAAGAAUAACAUUCUUGCUGACGCGCUUUCUCGGCGUCCCGAUUACGACCACGACGCGAUGUUGGCCAUCAGCCAGGUAGUGCCGAUGAUGAAAACAAUGACAUUUGAUUGUGCUGUACCGAACUGGUGGUCAAUGCAAUGGUCUCGACACGUGUGCUAUCGGUCUCAGAUCGCUGAGUCGUAUGAUUCCUUCUACACAAAAAGUAUCUACUAUCAUCGGCACCCUAGUGAAGUGUCACUCGCGAAAAUGACGUUACUAAAGCGUGACGACAUCAAGCUUUUCGGCUUUAUGGUCCUCUACUGA